This is a messenger RNA of Malaclemys terrapin pileata, 915 nucleotides long. RefSeq lists its product as uncharacterized. The transcript is spliced from 4 exons. NCBI's taxonomy places the organism in Eukaryota, Metazoa, Chordata, Testudines, Emydidae. The record is from RefSeq and is a predicted model, not a curated record. The coding region runs from base 72 to 677 and encodes 201 amino acids.
UAUAUAUUUCCAGUUAUCAUCAUGAUCUUACUAUUCUUUUUAAUUAUGUGCAGAAUCCUUUUAAGAGAGUAAUGGGGAACGGGAACUCGCCUUGCCUACCUGAUAGUAACCCAGUUAUCCCAACUGAGCAGAGUACGUUUACCUUGGUUCACACAACUUUGGCCAAAUGUAGAGGUGACAUAAAUGGUGAGCGUUGCGAGCUGAUCAGCACAGAUGACCAUGCAGAGCUCAUCAGCAGAGGUGACCAUGAAGUCCCAGAAUCACAAAAGAGCUCCAGCAUGGACCGAACGGGAGCUGCAUAUGUUUCUCCUUCCCAGAGGCUAGCGAAGAUUAGAAGGCAAAAAAAAACCCGCACGCGGGAUGAAAUGUUCUCUGAGCUCAUGCUGUCCUCCCACACUGACAGAGCACAGCAGAAUGCAUGGAGGCAGACAAUGUCGGAGUGCAGGAAAGCACAAUAUGAACGCAAGGAGAGUGCUGGGCUGAAGAGAGUAAGUGGCAGGCUGAAGAUGAUCGGUGGCAUCAGCUUGUUGACAGAAGGCAGGAGUCAAUGCUCAGACUGCUGGAGGUUCAAACUCAGAUGCUCCAGCGUAUGGUUGAGCUGCAGGAAAGGCAGCAGGAGCACAGACCGCUGCUACAGCUCCUGUGUAACCAACAGCCCUCCUCCCCAAGUUCCAUAGCCUCCUCACCCAGAUGCCCAAGAACGCAGUGGGGGGGCCUCCCAGCACCCAGCAACUCCACCCCAGAGGAUUGCCCAAGCAACAGAAGGCUGGUAUUCAAUAAGUUUUAAAGUGCAGAGUGGCCUUGUCCUUCCCUCCUCCCCUACCCCACCUGGUGCUUCCCUCCUCCCCAACCCCUCCCGGGCUACCUUGACAGUUAUCCCCCUAUUUGUGUGAUGAAUGAAUAAAGAAUGCAUGA